AUGAGGAACCUCUUGAGGAUUCUUGGAUUCUUUUGCUUGUGGAUUACUGCUCAGGCUCAGACAAAGAUUCCACCAGAGACGGUGCAGCAGUGGGCGUCAGUGUUCUCUGUUCAACUUCGGGAAUUCACAACCAAAUACUCUGGCUCCUUGCUGCUGCAGAAGAAACUGAAGGAUGUGGAGUCCAUCAUUAAGAUCAUGGACCUGGAAGGAGAUGACUUGGUGAAGGACUACUCUGAUGAAAUUGAACGAAUGUUGGGAAGUAAGAUGAAGUCAGUGAAGACUGUCCUAAGAGUCAGUAGUAGAGUGUAAAGAACUAAUUCCUCUUGUCGUGUUUCUCAGUUUGAUUACUACAACUCCAUGCUCAUCAACACCAUGGACGAAGACGGAAACUUCGUGGAACUCGGCGGAGAGUUUCCCCUCGAGGAGAACGAACAUUUCAACAAACUGCUCGUCAACACUCAGCAAAGCAACAUCCAGAUUCCCACCAACGUUUACAACAAAGAUCCUAACAUCCUCAAUGCCAUCUACAACUCAGAGGCAUUGAAUGAUGUCUUCAUCAAUAACUUCCAGAAGGAUCCGACACUCACCUGGCAGUACUUUGGCAGUUCCACUGGCUUCUUCAGGAUCUACCCUGGUAUUAAAUGGACUCCAGACUCCAACGGCGUGGCAGCCUUUGACUGCAGGAACAGAAACUGGUACAUCCAGGCAGCCACAUCUCCGAAGGACAUCAUCAUCAUGGUGGACAUCAGCGGCAGCAUGAAAGGACUUAAGAUGACUAUCGCCAAACACACCAUCAACACCAUCCUGGACACACUGGGAGAGAAUGACUUUGUGAACGUCAUUGCUUACACUGACUACGUCCGCUAUGUGGAGCCAUGCUUCAAAGGCACUCUGGUCCAGGCCGACUUGGACAACAGAGAGCACUUUAAGCUGUUGGUGGAGGAGCUUCAUGUUAAAGGAGAAGCCAAGAUCAAGAACGCCAUGAAGGAGUCCUUCAAAAUUCUGAAUGAGGCGAGAGCAAAUGGUCAGGGCAGCAUGUGUAACCAGGCCAUCAUGCUCAUCACAGACGGAGCCAUGGAGGACUUUGAGUCUGUCUUUGAGGAGUUCAACUGGCCUGACCGCAGGGUGCGAGUCUUCACCUACCUGAUCGGCAGAGAGAUGACUUUUGCUCAAAACACCAAGUGGAUCGCCUGCAACAACAAAGGUUAUUACACACAUAUCUCUACACUGGCCGACGUGCAGGAGAAUGUCAUGGAGUACCUGCAUGUGCUCAGCCGGCCAAUGGUCAUCAACCACGACCAUGACAUCAUCUGGACAGAAGCCUAUAUGGACACUGUGCUCUUCACGACCAAAGCUCAGAGUCUGCUGCUGAUGACCUCAGUGGCCAUGCCAGUGUUCAGCAAAAAGAAGGAGACGCUGUCCCAUGGGAUCCUGCUUGGUGUGGUUGGCUCCGACAUCCCACUGAUGGAAGUGAUGAAGCUGGCUCCCAGAUACAUGCUCGGAGCUCACGGCUACGCCUUCCUCAUCACCAACAACGGCUACAUCCUGGCUCACCCUGACCUUCGACCUCUGUAUAAAGAUGGAAAGAAACUGAAGCCGAAACCAAACUACAACAGUGUGGAUCUGUCUGAGGUGGAGUGGGAGGAUACAGACGAGAAGCUGAGGACAGCCAUGGUGAAGGGACAGACAGGUGGACUUACCCUGAGCAUCAGAGCAUCUGUGGAUAAAGGGAAAAGACCUCUGUACCUCGUCAACAACUAUUUCUACACGAACAUUGAUGAGACACCUUUCAGCUUCGGCAUGGUGUUGACGAAGGGUCCGGGGAGUCUGAUAUUUAUGGGAAAUGUAUCUGUGGAAGAAGGGCUGCAUGAUCUCACCUCUCCAGACCUCAGUAUCGCUUCUGAAUGGACUUAUUGCGAGACGGACAUCGACCCUGCUCACCGAAAAUACACCCAGCUUCAGGCUGCUAUCCGUUACCUGCUGGGGAAGGAACCUGACCUUGAAUGUGACGAGGUGUUGCUGCAGCAGACGCUGUUCGACGCCGUGGUAACGGCUCCACUGGAGGCGUACUGGAAUGCCCUCAUGCUCAAUGACAGGGUGGAACCAGGGGUUGAGACAGCCUUCCUUGGUACUCGUGCAGGUCUGAUGAGGAUCGUGAGAUAUGCAGGAGUGGAGACCAGAGUAGCAAAGAAGUUCCUGACUGCAACUGAUAAAGACAACCUGUUCACCAUUGAUCACUUCCCUCUGUGGUACCGCCUGGCUGUGGAGAACACUCCUGGAAGCUUCUAUUACUAUCCUGUCAAUGACAAAGGAGUGAAGUAUAUCAUUGCAGCUACAUCCGUGACGGUGUCAUCUGAAGGAAAGACAGCCAUGGCAGGAGCUAUCGGGGUGCAGAUGUCCUUGGAUUUGCUGGAAAAGAGGUUCUGGGCCAUUGCCAAGCAGCCCAGCGACACCGAUUGCUCAAACAUUGAAGGUGUGUGUCCUCUCAGCUGUGAGAGCAUUGAUCUGAGCUGUUACCUGGUCGACAAUAACGGCUUCAUUGUGCUGUCUAAAGAGAGGAAUGAGGUCGGUCGUUUCUUUGGCGAGGUGGAUGGGUCUGUCAUGGCAUCGCUGAUCAGGAUGGAAAUGUACAAGAAAGUGUCUUUGUUUGACUACCAGGCGAUGUGUAAGAACAGCCAUCAUCAUGCCAGCAGUGCUCGUCCUCUGCUCAGUCCAUUCUAUGGCAUUGUGGCUCUGAUAAGAUGGUUCUUCUCCAAUGCACUCAUGUUCCUGCUGGACUUUAACUUCUGUGGUCUCUGGCACUCUGAUUAUUUUGUGGACGCUAAAGCUGGCUAUCACACAUCUCAUAAGCAGAAGAAGGUGGAGGCGCUACAACCUUGCGACACAGCGUACCCUGGCUUCAUGUACGACCCGUCUAUCAGAGAGGCCAACAGCAUCAUCAAGUGUGGACGCUGCCAAAAGAUGUUUGUGGUGCAGCAGAUUCCUGACAGUAACUUGGUUCUGGUUGUGACUCAGGCUGACUGUGACUGCUCUCGUCAGUAUGGAUCCAUCCUGCUGGAACCCAAAGAGAUCAAAUAUAAUGCCACAGUAAAGUGCAACAGGAUGAAAUCUCAGAAGGUGCGGCGGCGUCCGGAGUCCUGCCACGCCUACCACCCAAAGGUCAGUCCAGCCCCCUCAACACUGUGA
This is a messenger RNA of Stegastes partitus (bicolor damselfish), 3186 nucleotides long. Its product is annotated as voltage-dependent calcium channel subunit alpha-2/delta-4-like. Gene Ontology annotation, cellular component: voltage-gated calcium channel complex. Gene Ontology annotation, molecular function: voltage-gated calcium channel activity. The transcript has 37 exons. The record is from RefSeq and is a predicted model, not a curated record. NCBI's taxonomy places the organism in Eukaryota, Metazoa, Chordata, Actinopteri, Pomacentridae.